Molecule: messenger RNA, 3066 nt
Organism: Glycine soja
Lineage: Eukaryota; Viridiplantae; Streptophyta; Magnoliopsida; Fabales; Fabaceae
Product: probable 1-acyl-sn-glycerol-3-phosphate acyltransferase 4
Exons: 4
Coding region: 1844-2995 (383 amino acids)
Cellular component (GO): endomembrane system
Molecular function (GO): acyltransferase activity
Source: RefSeq, a predicted model, not a curated record
UUUUUUUUUUUAUUAUUUUAAAGUCAACCAAACUAUUCAUUUUCAUAUUCUUAUCUAUUAUUCAUAAAUCUGUUCUGUUCUCUUGCGUGUUUAUUAUGUCUAUGUCUUCUUAAUCGAAUCUCAAUUCCGUGUUUCUUUCUUUCUUUUGAGGAUUUUAAAUCGUGCUUGCUUAGUAAUCAAAUAUUGGUCCCCAAAGGAAGGUAUUUUGACUGACCGCAACCGCAUCAAUUACGGCCUUAUCUGCCCCAAUGAAAAGAUUUUCUGACUCACUGCAACCGCAAUUUAAAAUCAUGCUCAGAAUUGAAUUCAACCACGGGGGUGUUGGAAUUUCCGGUAUUAUAGGAGGGUUUUUAGAAUUUUCGAAUAUUCUCCACGAUAUGAUUUAUGUUUAUCACGUUAUAACUUUUGAUAUAUACUCUCUGCAAACAAGGUUUCAGAUUCCAAACGUACUUAUUCAUUCGCCAAUAACUUGUGCUUGAUAGAUUGGAGGAUAUUAUUCUUUGGGGUCUUAAUCCAGAGAAUUCGGUGUGUUAAGAUAGGUUUCAAUUUGCCAUCUCUGGUUGAACAUUUGAUUGGAUAUAAGACAAGAUUGAAAGAUGGUUUUGGAGUGCACAGUGUUAGAGGCAGUGACUUGUAUAAUUCUAUAAAGGGGCAUCUUGUGUUGCUAGCAGAAAUGUCUUGAAAGUUUCAAUCCCCUGUUAUUUUUUCAGAGGUGUUUCUCUUACCUCAACAAGUUCUGUAUUAUUUUUCCGUUUUGUGUUUUUGUUUUUGCUCUCAACUAGUAUACCCAAGGUUUAAAAUUGCAGUGGCAGUUGCGAUUUCAUCCUAGUUGUAAUUUUGUCGUAGUCCUUGAUAUUUCGGGAAAUUACGGACGAAUGUGGCUUUUGUGGCCACAAUUUUCGUUGCAGAUUGUCUAAAAACUUUGAUGUUGCGGCCGAAAUUGUGGCCCAGACCUUUUUUUUAAAACCUUGGUAAUACCAUUUAGUUUUAAAAAAUGCUUUCUGUCUUUGCAUUGUUUUCAUUUGGAUUUUUGUUUUUAAAAUAUGUGUAAAAAUCAGUGAAAAACAGAUAAUAAUAAAACCUUGUUUUUAAUUAAGGUGGUAUUUUUUAAAAAAUUAUAAGUGAAAAAAAUGAAAACAAAUAUUUGGCAGAAAUAUAUACCUCUCCUUCUUAAUCAUUAAUCGUACUUGCCAUUUAGUCACUUGCUGCAUUAUGGUGUGCUUGGAGAUUUUACUGUGUCCAUGUUUGAUGAUUUGGCAUUUCAUCUUCGCUGGCUAAUAAAUUGGAAUGUAUUCUUUCCUAGUUUUCAGGCUACUGUACAAUCCAUCAUUCUGCAAUUAAAAGGAAUAGGUACUUACUGUCUUAUUCCUCUGCUACUUGGGAAUGUCUACUGAAAGCAAUACUGAACCUCAACUUACUUAUGUCUUUGGAAAAGCAUCUUUUACAAUCCAUUUGUAACUUCUAUACAGCAAAUUGUAACUACUAAAUAUAACUGCAAUUUGCUGCAAUAUGUUAGCAAAUUCGAAGGUCACUUUAAAAAUAGGAACUAACUUGAAACCUUGCCUCCUCUCUGCUUGGACAUCAAAAACCAUGUAAUUGGUUUCACUAAUUUUAAGAUUGGAUUUUCACUUUUCCUUUUACUAUUUCAGUGAAUAUAGGCUUACCCAAUCUAUAUAGUCACAGAGAAUUUUAUAACCAAGUGAAUGUUCUUAUAUUUCUGUUUUCUGGAUCAGGGUGGGACUUGUUGCAAAUACUAAAUACUUUACUUCCCAAUUAGCUUAUUGACAGUGGGUUCUAUUGAAAGACUCUGAAGGGAAGUUUUUUCAACAGGUUCUUGAAGAAGAUGGAAGUUUGCGAGCCAGUCAAAUCUGAAAAUAGAUUAAAGCACCGCCCCUUGACCCCAUUUAGGUUGUUAAGGGGUCUGAUAUGUUUAGUGGUGUUUCUUUCUACAGCUCUUAUGUGUUUAGUCUAUUUUGUGCCAGUGGCAGUUGUAGGAUUGCGGCUUUUCAGCGUACGUUGUAGUAGGAAGACAGUGUCAUUCAUCUUUGGACUUUGGCUGUCUCUGUGGCCCUCACUAUUUGAAAAGAUUAACAAAACUAAAGUUGUGUUUUCGGGGGAUAGUGUUCCAAUGAAGGAACGUGUUUUACUUAUUGCUAAUCACAGAACUGAGGUUGAUUGGAUGUACUUGUGGGAUCUCGCACUUCGAAAGGGGAGGCUGGGAUGCAUAAAAUACAUCCUUAAGAGCAGCUUGAUGAAACUACCUAUCUUUGGUUGGGGAUUUCACAUUCUGGAGUUUAUUGCAGUGGAGAGGAAGUGGGAGAUAGAUGAGCAAAUAUUGCAACAAAAACUUUCAACCUUUAAGGACCCUCAAGAUCCCUUAUGGCUAGCUCUUUUUCCCGAAGGAACUGAUUAUACUGAUCAGAAGAGUAAAACUAGUAAAAAAUUUGCUGCUGAAGCUGGGCUCCCUGUGCUGACAAAUGUAUUACUUCCGAAAACAAAGGGGUUUCAUGCUUGCUUGGAAGCUCUGCGAGGCUCAUUGGAUGCAGUAUACGAUGUGACAAUUGCAUACAAGAAUCAGUGUCCUUCCUUUCUGGACAAUGUUUUUGGUGUUGACCCUUCAGAAGUGCACCUGCAUGUGCGGCGUAUUCCGGUGGAGGAGAUUCCAGCUUCUGAAACCAAAGCUGCUUCUUGGUUAAUCGACACAUUCCAGAUCAAGGACCAAUUGCUUUCGGAUUUCAAGAUUCAAGGCCAUUUCCCUAACCAACUAAAUGAAAAUGAAAUUUCUAGAUUUAAGAGCCUACUCUCUUUUAUGGUGAUAGUUUCUUUUACUGCCAUGUUUAUUUAUUUUACAUUUUUUUCUGUCAUUUGGUUCAAACUGUAUGUAGGUCUAUCUUGUGCAUAUCUUACUCUUGCAACCCGCUUCAAUUUUCAAUUGAUGCCUUUAAGUAGCUAUGUCCAUGCACUCCAUAACAGCAAGAAUCAAAAGAGUGAAUAGUGUUCUCAAUGUAUGAUCUUGGUCUUGAACUUGAUAUUGAAGUGUGAAUUAUUUGUUGCUGUUUUUACCCC